GUAAUUAAUUUUUAAAAAUAAGAAAUAAAAAAUUUCAAUAUUUCCCUUUUUUCAUAAAUAGCUUUUUUUUAUUUUUUCUCUUUUACAUGAAAAUGUUCCCAACAGAUGUCUCUGCAGUUUAUUUUGCUUCACGUGAAAUUUGUGUAAUCGUGCAAAGGUAACUUGUAAACCCGUUCCCAGGUAGCUAUAUUACCAUCAAUUUGUCAAAUGAAUUCGAAUACGCUUAAUCAGAAGUCAUUCAUACCAACACCACCGGAGAAGGGCAGUUUUCCACUUGAUCACGAAAGCAUUUGUAAAAAAUACUAUCUGCUGUACAUGAGCUGUUUGCGUCGAAACAACGAUAACAACUCCAAGUGUCGCCAAGAAGCUAAAGAAUACUUAGGUUGUCGCAUGCAAAACAAUUUGAUGGAGCAAACCCAGUGGUCCAAGCUGGGCUUUGAAGACGAGAGUAAAACAAAAACCAAGGACAAUAACAGAAACUAAUUGCAAUAAACCAAAUAAAACUCAAUAAAUAUCAAAAUAAGAUUUAAUAAAUAUUCGAAGCAACCAAAUAGAAGCUAUGAUGAGACCUCAAAAGAACAUACUAAUCGGUGUCACAGGAAGUGUGGCGACUAUCAAACUGCCAUUGCUAAUUGAAAAAAUACAAGAAUACGAGAAAGACUAUACCAUAAAUAUAAAAAUUGUCCCCACAGAGCACGCUAGACAUUUUUUCGAGAGUACGCUUUUGCCUGCAAAGGUGAAAAUAUUGAUUGAUGUCGCCGAGUGGUCAAUGUGGCAAAAAAGAGGUGAUCCUGUAUUACAUAUUGAUUUGGGCAAAUGGGCAGAUCUCUUACUAAUCGCACCGCUCAGCGCAAACACAUUGGCUAAAAUAGCAACGGGUAUAUGCGACAACUUACUUACUUGUGUGGUACGCGCCUGGGACCUCCACAAGCCGUUACUCUUCUGUCCAGCAAUGAAUACUCGUAUGUACGACCACCCUCUGACAUACGAACAAAUAAGCAAACUUAAGUCUUGGGGAUACACCGAAAUACCUUGUAUAUCAAAGAUGUUGAUGUGCGGUGACACGGGCAAUGGGGCAAUGGCAGAAGUGUCUACAAUCGUUGAACGAUUAAAACCCUUUUUAGAGAAAUCAUAGCUUCCAAGUUUCACACCUAUGUGCAUACACAAUUAGAUGUAUUUAGAUAAGAAUUACAAAUAUUUGGGUACAUGCGUACUGCAAAGUGACGUCAUUCAUCACCGGUGAAUAAUUUC
Molecule: messenger RNA, 1251 nt
Organism: Bactrocera oleae (olive fruit fly)
Lineage: Eukaryota; Metazoa; Arthropoda; Insecta; Diptera; Tephritidae
Gene: Ppcdc
Product: phosphopantothenoylcysteine decarboxylase
Biological process (GO): coenzyme A biosynthetic process
Cellular component (GO): phosphopantothenoylcysteine decarboxylase complex
Molecular function (GO): phosphopantothenoylcysteine decarboxylase activity; FMN binding
Source: RefSeq, a predicted model, not a curated record